CUCUCUUGCUUCCCAUUAGGGUUUUUCCCCCCCCUCUGUAACUCAAAAACUCACUAAACUUUCUUCCUUCCGCCAUUAAUGGCUUCCACCUACAAAUCCUGAACCUUAAUCCACCACUUCUUUCAAUUCCACCAUUUCCUCUCACUAUUUUCCUUCAAUUUCUCACUCAACGCCUUCAAUUCCUUCUAUCCUAGUUCCUGAUUAUGGAGUUGAGCAAGGUAACCUUGGAGAUCUUCACCAAGCUCGAGCAGCAAUGGCUCUCUCACCACUGCGAUGCCGCCAAAAAGAUACGGAUUCUCUGCAUCGACGGCGGCGGAACCACUGCUGCCGUUGCAGGUGUCUCGCUAAUUCAUCUCGAAGACCAGAUCCGAUUCAGGACUGGCGAUCCUCACGCUCGCAUUGCAGAUUUCUUUGACCUCAUUGCUGGAACAGGCGUCGGAGCGAUUCUCGCAUCGAUGAUUGUGGCGGACGAUGGCUCUGGACGCCCUCUGUUUUCCGCUAGGGAUGCUGUGAGUGCGAUUUCGCUUAGGAAUUCGGAGAUGUUUAAAGUGAAAUUAGGCAGUGGAUUUUGCGGACGGAGGAGGUUUUCUGGUAGGUCUAUUGAUGGAGUGUUGAAGGAGUUGUUUAGAGGCGAGAAUGGAAAGGAUUUAACUCUGAAGGAUACUUGUAGGCCGCUUUUGGUUCCGUGUUUUGAUUUGAAGAGUUCAGCGCCGUUCGUCUUCUCUCGCGCCGAUGCUUCUGAAUCGGCGAGUUUCAACUUCGAUCUCUGGAAGGUCUGCCAUGCCACGGCAGCGACGCCGAGUUCGUUUAAGCCGUUUCAUCUCACUUCCGUCGACGGAAAGACCUCUUGCACCGCCGUCGACGGCGGUUUGGUGAUGAACAACCCGACCGCCGCCGCCGUGACGCACGUACUUCACAACAAGCGCGAUUUCCCGUCCGUCAAUGGCGUCGAGGAUUUGGUUGUGCUGUCGUUAGGUAACGGACCAGCAAGCGGUUGCAAUGGCAAAGUCCGCCGUAACGGCGAGUGCUCGACCUCCGCCGUAAUCGGCAUUGUUCUCGACGGCGUCUCCGACACCGUCGAUCAGAUGCUUGGGAAUGCUUUUUGCUGGAAUCGAACGGACUAUGUGAGAAUUCAGGCAAACGGCUUGGUGAAAGAAGGUGAGGUGUUAAACGAAAGAUGCGUUGAAACGUUGCCGUUUGGCGGGAAGCGGUUACUAACGGAGAGUAACGGUCAGAGAAUUGAGAGCUUCGUGCAACGGCUGGUGGCUUCAGGGCGGAGCAGCCUGCCGCCGAGUCCAUGCAAAAAUCCCCCCGCCGUCAGCCCACUUUCCGGCCGUUAGGGUUCAGAGACUAUAAAUAUAUUUUUUUCUUUUUUUGGAAGGAAAAAAAUGUUGUUAUUAUUAUUUAUUUUCCUUUUAAUUUUAACAUGUAACCCAUCUCAGGUUCACAUCUUAACCCUGCAGUUAAGUUAGUUUUCCAGCAGC
Messenger RNA from Cucurbita maxima (winter squash), 1484 nucleotides. Its product is annotated as probable inactive patatin-like protein 9. The transcript has 2 exons. Gene Ontology annotation, biological process: lipid metabolic process. The record is from RefSeq and is a predicted model, not a curated record. The coding region runs from base 204 to 1340 and encodes 378 amino acids. Lineage: Eukaryota; Viridiplantae; Streptophyta; Magnoliopsida; Cucurbitales; Cucurbitaceae.